This is a messenger RNA of Hippoglossus stenolepis (Pacific halibut), 2917 nucleotides long. It is a transcript of the gene xkr9, whose product is annotated as XK, Kell blood group complex subunit-related family, member 9. The record is from RefSeq and is a predicted model, not a curated record. NCBI's taxonomy places the organism in Eukaryota, Metazoa, Chordata, Actinopteri, Pleuronectiformes, Pleuronectidae. The transcript is spliced from 4 exons. Bases 1353 to 2513 code for a protein of 386 amino acids. Gene Ontology annotation, cellular component: plasma membrane. Gene Ontology annotation, biological process: engulfment of apoptotic cell; apoptotic process involved in development; phosphatidylserine exposure on apoptotic cell surface.
CUGUGAUACAAGAAAUGACGCUCAAAGUGCUUUACAUACACUAUAGAUACAAAUAAAAAUGUGAAUACAAAAUAAAACAUAAGAACAUGUUAGAUAGAUGGAUGGAUAUAUUAUUAUAGAUGUAUUUGUCAGGGACAUUGAUACACAUGAAUAAUGGGGGGGUGGGGGUAAUGUAAUCACCUCUUGUGAAUAUGUAUUGUUGUUUUUAUGUCGACAAACCAUCUGAUCGAAGGAGAAGUCAAGCCACAUAUAAUCAUGAUUUCCCCCACUCAGCAAGUUAUAUUUACUUAUUACUGGACAAUAAUGAAAAUGAACAGAUCUCUGGUCAAGUACUUUAAGUGUUUGUUUAUAAAGCAGCUGCGGCAACAAAGUUUCAUAACCAGCAAUUAGUCUAUGAUAGUGUGAUUGCAAACUGAUAAUGGAGUUAUGACAGUUCACUUAAGCAUAAUAUAAACUGAAAUAAUAAGCGCUUCAAUUUCUUCAGUUGAUGUUGAACUUACAUCAAGCAUUUGCUUAAACACAUAUGAAUAGGUUGAUAGUUUGGGAAAUUACAUUUCUGAUUGACCUCAGUACUUUCAGCAGCAUUUAGAAAUGCAUUAAGGACUGUCAGGACUUAUACAGCAUAUUUAAAAUUUAAAAGCGAGACUGUGGUAGAGAAGAGUCUUAAAAUCAGUGUCCUGUCUCAGAUUACCUAAUAUUCAGUGCCAUAAACUGUUGCUUAUUCCAGAACAUUGUGGCAGUGAAACAAGUGAAGCACUUCAUUAACCAAAGUUUUAUUGCUUAAAGUAAAACAUGAAUAGCUUCUCUUUAAAUGUGAUCACCAGUGGUACAAUAUACAUGCAUUAACUUGUGAUUUUUAGAAGUUCACACAAUAUUUGUCAUUUGACAAUAAUCAGGUACAGUUCAGGUUUCCUGAUCUGAGAUAAAUCGGUUCCAACACCUACUGUAAAUACUUUAAUUACAGGAAAACCUGCGCAAGUUGUCACGUGAUCCGUCCCACCCUCUGUGUCCACAGCAAGCGUGUAUUAAUGUUUCGUUUCACGGAAUGAAGCAACAAAAGAACUCAUACCGACAAGGUAGAUUAUGUAAUUGUGUCUUUCCGGUAUAACUAUGUUGGCUCAGAGUCACUGGGGUGGAGCCUGUCACAAGUUUCAAGCAAAGAGAAAGCAAACAGCUGCAUGCUGAGGAGUUUCCCUUUGUGACUGCACACAGCUGCCUACCACGGGGAAAAGAUACUGAUCGACUGAAAUGGCUCCUGAACUCCCAGAGUCCAACAAGAAACAGUCCACAGCAGCUUUUCUCACGAGAGCUCAGAGUUAAAUCUCUGGUUGAUCUUGCAUAGUGACAGCGAAAUGCUUGACUCAGACAGUCAGUACACGCGACUGCGAUGGCUACUAACCAUUGUUGGACUUGUCCUCUAUGUGGUGGACAUUGGGACAGACGUGGGAAUGGCUCUGAGACAUUUUGGUGAGAAACAAUAUGUCUGGGCUGGACUGACUCUCCUGUUUGUUCUGGCUGGACUGCUGGUGAGCCAGAUCUUCAGCUUUGCCUGGUACAGGGACGACAUGAAGGACGGGCUGACAAACCCAGACGGCAGAGGAACCGUGGCAGGCAUGUCAACUGGUGAACUUGUUGUCCUGCACAUAUUUGGCAUGGGAGUUGUCUCCAGGUAUUACCACCUGCUGAAAAAGGGAUUUAAAGUAGUUUGGAUGACGCCAAAGUGCAGCACGGUGGAGGAGAGGAGGGAGGAGCACCACUCUCUGUUUUGCAUGGCUGCUGAUCUGAGCAUGCUCAAACUGUUUGAGGCUUUCCUGGAGAGUGCCCCCCAGCUCAUUCUACAACUCUACAUACUGCUGGAUCACUGUAAAGGCUCUGUUAUGCAGUAUUUAUGUAUCGUCUUUUCCUUCUUCAAUAUCGCCUGGGCCCUGGUGGACUAUCGCCGCUGCCUGCGCAGAUCCCUCCCCCUUAUCAGGGAGAUGCCCUCAGGCCUCCCCACAGCAAUCUACCUCCUGUACAAACUUUGCACCAUCACCAGCCACAUCCUCAGCUACAGCCUCCUCCUCUUACUGAGCUCUUACAGCACCGUGGCCCUCAUCCUCCUCUGGCUGCUCAUGACAACCUUCACACACCUGCUUCACACCAACUUCUGCUCAUCCAAAGGCCUCGAGCUCCUCUACCAGGCCGUCGUGGGAGUCAUCCUCACCUUCACCUUUUUCAACGUCAAAGGACAGGACACAAAAGUGCUCAUGACCAUCUACUACAUUUUCCACGUUCUCAUAAACGUUACGGCUCCGGUCUUGCUGGCUCUGUUGAAGCCAGAACAGCAGACUGGCCCGUUUCUGCUGCCAGUCGGUUGUUUGAUCGUUGUAGGGUCAGUGCUGGGCCUGGGGAGCCUCAUACUGUACUACGCCUACCUGCAUCCCAGGGGGAAGUGGCGCGAGGCAGAUGAGGUGGACGGUCUGGGGAACGAAACUGAGAGCAUGAGAAGAAUGAGGAACUUUUUACAUCCCUGAAAAAGUACUUUCAUUCAAAGUUGUACAGAGGAGAGAUAUGCACUUACUAUAAAUCUGAACCUCUGACAGAAAGGAAAUAGAAUAUCAUCUCCAUAUUGUGCUUAUAUUUAUUAAAUAUUCACAUAGUCAACACUUAUCCUCGCCCACCAUUAUCCACUCUGGGAUUUAGUUAGCGUUUUUAUUACCAGUACAAAAAGCUAGCCAUUUAUUUAAGUUAUUAGUAUUUAAUAGUUAAUUGUUGUAAUUAAUAUAUAGAGAGUUUUAUUUAGUCCUGCUUGCAUAAAAUAUAUGUCAACAACAUUUUUUUGGGGCGACUGGAAUAGUCACCUUAUAUUAUACUUAAAUAUAUUACGUGUCAAUGUGACACAAACAUUUCAUUGAUAUAAGAUUGGAAGCAAAAAAAA